Molecule: messenger RNA, 3782 nt
Organism: Durusdinium trenchii
Lineage: Eukaryota; Dinophyceae; Suessiales; Symbiodiniaceae
Source: the annotation of a GenBank genome assembly
GAGCCUGUUCAUGUUCGUUGCAGCAGCAACUGCUGUCAACGAAUCGAAGACCUCAACCGCAUGUGCGAUUAAAAGACAUCAAUCAGGACGGUGCUUUUGUUCAGAACAUUUUGUGGCUGACGGACUACGCUCAGAGGAUGGAGCCACCAGAUCCUUCAAGAUCAAUUCCUGUCUACAUCAAAAUAGAAGGCCAUCACUCGCAGUACAAAGGCUCAAUUGCAAUGAGCACGAACAUCAAGCGGGCCACCUCACUACUGGAGAGCUGCAAUGCGGACCGACUGGAGCUGGACCAGGUGCGCUGCACUGUGGCAUUGUCCGAAUGCCGCAGGGCCACAGCCUGGCAGUUGGCCACCGAGCUAUUGGCUCGGCUGAGCCUUCUGCGUUUGAUGCCCGAUGCCGUCACCUGUGGUGCUGCUGUGAGCUGCCUGGCGCGAGCGGCGCAAUGGGAAGGAGCUUUAGAAGUCUUGAAAUCUGCACGGCAGCAACAAGUCCAGAUUCUCACUUUGAGCUUAGUAUGAGAAGUGUGUUGGUAUGUGCUGGUCGAGUUUCGUCAAAGUUAGUUGCAUGUCAUUUCUGCAAUUGUUGUCUCCACCACUCUGGUGUCAGUUUUUUGGGGCGAACGGGAGAGUAAGGGCAAUACUGUUCUGCACCAGGGGUUCAAAAGGGAAUAGCUCCAGUUUAUCACAGUCACCUCCAGUUUAAGACUGUGUUUUAGCUGGAGAUAUCAUGAGGAGGGCUAAGCAUCGGCAGAGAUUGGCCAUGGGCAACUGAAAAACCUUGGCUUUGUCAGGCACAAUCUCAUUAUGUGCAAUGCAGCAAUGAACGCAUGUGAAAGAGGCAGCAGCUGGUGCACAGCCUCGCUGCUUCUAAGAGAGAUGAAGCAUGAAAAGCUUUCUCCAGACUGCAUAUCAUACAGCUCAGUGAUCAACGCAUGUCAUAAGAAUAGCUUGUGGGCAGAGGCUUUAGAUUGCUUGAAAGAACUGCAGCACAGCAGCAUUUCUCCAGACAACAUUGCCUACAACUCAGCCAUUUCUGCCUGUGAGAAGGCCGGGUCGUGGCAGGCUGCUUUUGCACUUUUGGAUGACAUGUGCAAGAGGAAGCUUCCUCCAGAUUUGAUCACGUGUAGUGCUUUGACAAGUGCAUGUGAUAAGGGAGGGGAAUGGGAAAUGGCCAUGGCAAUCCUGCACCAGAUGCCCAAACUUGGGGUUUUGCCAUCCGUUGUGACUUUCAGCGCCCUGGUCAGUGCUUUGGGCAAGGGUGGUCAAUGGAAGAUUGCCAUCAGCAUUUUUGAAGAUGCACUGUCACAAAAUGUCACUCCAAAUGAGGUGCUUUGUGGAUCAAUCAUAAACACAUGUGGCCAAGCAAGCCAGUGGCAAGCAGCCUUACAUUUCCUUGCAGACAUGUUUGUGAUGAAGAUCCGCCGAAAUGAAGUGACUUACAACUCUGGUAUUGGGGCAUUGGAUGGAACACAAGAGUGGCAAAUCGCAGUUCAUCUUCUCGAACAGAUGGCGUUGGAGGUGCUCCCUGGUGUGGUCAGCUAUCAAACUGCAAUGAGUGUUUGUGGAAAGGCCAGCGUGUGGGCCAAAGCCAUUCUUCUCCUAGACUCUGUCACGAAGAGUGCGCAAGACAUGCCAGCAACUUGGACUGCUGCCAUUUCAGCUUGCAGCAGUGGUUCUCAGUGGCAAGCAGCGCUACACUUGGGAGCGCAGAUGCCAAAGGAGGACUUUGGAUGUUGUAAGUCCUAUGGCGCUGUGAUGACCGCCUGUGCUCAGCAAAAUCGCUGGCAUUUUGUCAUAGCAUUGUUUAGCGAAAUGCUCUCGCUAAAGUUUCCUCCUGACUGCUCUCAUUUCCAGACAGCGAUCAGCGCUUGCAGAAGUUGGGAGUGGAUGCUUAACUUGCUCGAGAAGUCGAGGGAACAAUCCUUGGAACUUGGGUUUGAUACAUACAACAUCGUAUUAAUGACCCUGCGCAAGUCAGGCAAAUGGGAUAUUGCUUUGGCUAGCCUGGAAACAAUUGCUUAUCCUGAUGCGACUCAUUAUGCCAAUGUCAUCCUGGCAAUGGGUGAGGCAAGCGAGUGGCGGCAAUCACUGGCCAUGAUGAAUGGCCACCAGCUGGAUGUUCGCACAGCCAAUUCGGCCAUUUCUGCCUGUGAAAGAGGCAGCCAAUGGAAACAGGUAGUUGGAGUGCUUCAACACAUGCACACGCAUCAUAUUGAAAUGGAUGCCACCACCGUGAGUGCGGCGGCCGAUGCUUGUCCCAGCUGGCAGCUGGCGAUUUCUCUCUUGAAUUUGGCUAUGCAUGACUCCGUUCAACUAAGCAUUGAAAGCUUCAAUGCCGCUCUCAACCUUUGCCAAGACUCGUGGAGAACAGCGUUGUCGAUCCUUGUGUGGCUUUCAGCUGGCAUCAGCCCAGAUCAUAUCUCCUGUGGAAGCUUUUUGAGCUCCUGCGAGCCUGAGUUUGCAGGUUGUCGAAUGGGCAUAUGGGAUCAUAUAGGUUGUCUACAGUAAUGGAAUGUUUGUUAUUUGUGUUUCUUUUUUGUGGGGGUUAGGUGAGGUAGGUAGUAGCUAGGUAGGUAGCUAUAAGUAGAAGAGGUAGCUAGUAGCUUAAGUAGCUACUACCUAGGACGCAGGAUAGUUCGUGCUUUUUCAAGGAAGCUCCCCCAGCCGCCCCAAAGGCAGCAGGGGGGAGCUUCCUUGAAGAAGCGCUCGCACUAUUCAUUUGGUCCCUAGAUUUUGAGGGAAACUUAACUAUAUGGCUGAUGUGUAAGGAGAAAGCUGGUGAAUGGCGAGUAGCUCUUCAGGUGUUUUGGGAGCUACCAUCGCGCUCGUCGCAGUGCUUUGACAUUCUUAAUCGAGUGCUGGUGGGGGCUGCUCAUUGGCAACUCACACUUCAGCUGAUGAGUCAAAUGCUAGAGCAGCGCCUCAUGCCCAACGGCAUGCAUGUGGCUUCUGCAGCGCAGGCAUUGAAAAUGCCUGGCAUGUCAGCAAGGCUGUUGCAAGAUUCUCUAGGCUUGUGGAAGGCCAACGCCCCAGAAGUGUUCAUUUGGAACUCUAACUUGAAGAUGACACUGGCAGAAGCUGGUUGUCAUCGCGAGGUUUUGGCAUCUCGCCCAGGCAUUUUAGCAAUGUCGAAGCCGCCCAAUAUGACCACAGAGGCCAUUCUGGAAGAGCUGACAGAUCGCGUGAGCAGCCGCGACCCAGAACUUGCAUGCUUCACAUCAGUUUCGAGGUUAGACUUUCCAACCUCUGGGGUUUUGAUUGUAGCUCAUGGUCCACCAGAAUCUCCAGCUGCAAACUGGUUGCAGGCACAGUUUGCCAGCCGCCUUGUCAAGAAGGAAUACCUGUGCCUCGUUGAGGGGAAGAGCCUCGGAGAAGUAGGUUCUCAGGGCGAGAUCGUGCAGCCGCUUCUGACCAUCUCUUCAAACAGAGGAUCAAGAGUGGAAGCAUCCUCGCUAGGGCAAGAAGCCCAAACCAAAUACGAGGUUCUUCAACGAUUUCCUUUGAAUGGCACAUCAAUGGAGCUGAUCUUCUUGCGCGUGGCCCCUUUGACUGGACGGAUGCAUCAAAUCCGGGUCCAUUUCUCCAGCAUCGGCCGACCGCUGGUGGGUGACUUGACCUACAAUCAAUUUUCACAAGCAAAUUUAAGCCCUCGGCUGUUCUUGCACUGCCACCAAAUGGAGCUGCAAGAUCUUGAAUUGAAGCCUUUUGCUGUAAAGCAAUCACUCCCAGGAGAUCUUCAAAUGGUACUUGAUAAUUUGCAUAAAAAAUAGGAUGCACUAGGGC